Salvelinus fontinalis (brook trout) is the source of this 5073-nucleotide messenger RNA. Its product is annotated as myb-related protein B-like. NCBI's taxonomy places the organism in Eukaryota, Metazoa, Chordata, Actinopteri, Salmoniformes, Salmonidae. Gene Ontology annotation, biological process: regulation of DNA-templated transcription. Gene Ontology annotation, cellular component: nucleus. Gene Ontology annotation, molecular function: RNA polymerase II cis-regulatory region sequence-specific DNA binding; DNA-binding transcription factor activity, RNA polymerase II-specific. The transcript has 15 exons. The record is from RefSeq and is a predicted model, not a curated record. Bases 1419 to 3359 code for a protein of 646 amino acids.
UGGUCACGUCACUCCGGGAAAGCUUUGAGAGUCUGCGAGAAAAUAAUCGAGAGAGAGAGAAGAGGUACACAAAUGAAUGAUACUGAGGAGACACGCAGCAUCGGCUUGAAAUGGCAGCGAGUAGUGUGGACGAAAUGGGGAGAACGUCGGAGAAGCAGUGCUGGAAUGCGAUCAAUAUGGGCGACCGUUCUGAAGAUAUGGAGCGGGAGGAUGACUGUCAAGGAUCUGAAUGGUCUGUAGUGGAAAUACAUAGGAAGAAGAGAGAUCACGAUACUGAAAUCAGUGGUGCGUCUAGUGUAGAAAGCUAAAAGAGGGUUAAGGUAGGAAGCAAGAAUAAUCAUGUGUCGGAGUUGAAAGUUGUGAUGGUGUUUGAUGAGACCAUAGGGCCUCAUUUACACCUUAUCCGACUAACUGAUGUCAUAGAGAAAGAGAACACUGGUGUCCCGAUAGCUAUGUCCACAGAUGAUAUUAAAGAAAAUGUGAAGGGAGGCAGAGUGAUUGGGGCCAAAAGUUUGAUCAGUAGGAAAGAGGCACAAAGAAGUGAAAGCUUAUCAGUGAUGCGAGGUUUGAGAAUGUUUUGCUGGGAAAAGUACAGAUAUUGAAUCUAUGGAAUCCUGUUAGAGAAUUUGUUCUGUAUACACUGUGGUGUUUUAAAUGUCCGAAGAAUGGGACUUGUAGCUGCUGAGUGUAAAGGAAAAAAAAUAUGUGCCAAGUGUGGAGGGGAACAUGAUUACAGUGAAUGUGGAAGCAAUGUGAAGGUUAAGUGCUGUAAUUGUGAGGGAGAACACAGUGCAGCAUUUGGUGGAUUCCAGGUGCAUAGAGGGGCUUAGAGAAAUAGGACCAGUCAUGAUGUAUCAUAUUUUGAGACUGUAAGACGAUUUGAUUUGAUACAGACUGGAUUUGAAGCAGGGUGUCUGUAGCGAUGCCCCAAGCACUGAUAUGCAGUGCCUUUGACCACUGUGCCACUCAGGAGAGGUGAAUUCCAGCUUUCCAACGGUGCAGAUUUAUUUAGGCUCCCCAGUGCUGGUGGAAAUUUCCAUAAAGACGUAAGUAGGAAUUUAUUUGGUUUAGAUUUUUAUUUUCACGGUAGUACCGAAUUUUGCAUAACAUGAUUGAUCGUACAUUCCAAUACAGUAGUUGGCGGCAUGCACUUUAAACGUUUGUUUGCGGACCGCCAUGAGAUCAAAGAAGAAGAAGAAGAAGAAGAAGAAGAAGCGCGCGAGAGAAACUUGAGCGCGGACUGACGUUAGUGUUGUCAGCAACACAGAAGUGGAGUACCCAGCCCUCCAACAAAAUACAGUUUCAUGGACGUGGAUUAAAGACAAACACAGAUUUGCUCAUGGUAUAUAGUUCGCGAAUCUAUGCACGACGUGGUUGACAAAAUAUACAAUUGUAUUUUAGCUGUAAAACAAAGAUAAAUGUCCUGGUGGUUGCGCGGAGAGGAUAGGGAGGAGGCUAUGUAUCAGGACACCGACUCUGAUGUGGCUGAACAGAGAGACGGUGGAAAGGUCAAAGUGAAAUGGACACAAGAGGAGGAUGACAAUCUGAAAGCAUUGGUCCAAAACCUGGGACCAAAUGACUGGAAACACAUAGCCAGUUUUUUACUGAAUCGCUCAGAACACCAGUGCCAGCACCGCUGGUUGAAGGUUCUGGAUCCAGAUCUGGUUAAAGGGCCUUGGACCAAAGAGGAGGACGAGAAGGUGAUACAACUGGUGAAACGGUAUGGCAACAAGCAAUGGGCCAUAGUGGCUAAGCACCUGAAGGGCCGUGUGGGGAAACAGUGCAGGGAACGCUGGCACAACCACCUCAACCCGGAUGUGAAGAAGUCCUCCUGGACAAAAGAGGAAGACCUCGUUAUCUACAAGGCCCACUGCAUGCUGGGAAACCGCUGGGCUGAGAUUGCCAAGCUGCUCCCCGGAAGGACAGAUAAUGCUGUGAAGAACCGCUGGAACUCAACCAUCAAGCGUAGGGUUGAGAUGGGCUUCUUUAGUGGGGUGGAUCCUACUCUGAAGCAUCAUCAGGUGGAAGCAGAGGAGGGCAUGGCCCACCACAGUAAAGAUCAGCAGAUGGACUAUGAUGGUUCUAUGGAGAGGGAUUCAGACCAAGACACUACACUGCUGGAGAAUACCAUUACAUCCACUGUGAGAGACGGACCAAGGGAAGCAGGCUCCCACAAGGCUGUCUCUCCUCAACAGUCAAAGACACCCAAAAGUGAGCCAGACACCCCAGGACGUGAACUGAAUACCAAUAGCUGGGUGGUGGACAGCUCAGGCUUUCUCUCUCCCAACGGCCCAGGCUUAAAGGAGGUGAUGGAUAUGGUGGAUGGGGACCUAGAUGGAUGGUGCAACAUGUCUGUCUUUGAUCUGCCUGAGGAGAGCCAGAGCCCAGAGCGGACCCAGUUCCGUCUGGAGGGCAGCGCCCUGCAGGAGCUGAGCAAGGGCAACCGGGGAGAGCUGAUCCCCAUCUCCCCUGGAGGAAUCACCCCACCCUCCAUACUGACCCGCCGCAGCCGCCGUCGCAUCGCUCUAUCUCCUGACUCCAACUAUUCCAGGACCCCAAAGAGCACCCCGGUCAAGAUCCUGCCCUUCUCUCCCUCACAGUUCCUCAACAUGUGGACCAAACAGGACAGCUUUGAACUGGAGAAUCCAUCCCUCACCUCUACCCCAGUCUGUAGUCAGAAGUCCACGGGUACCACACCACUACACCGCGACAAGACUCCACUCACACAGAAGGAAAACUCUGUGUUUGCGUCCAAGCUGUACUCAAACUCAGUGUUCAUCACACCCAACCACAAGUCAAAUCUUGACACCACCCCGCGGACUCCAACUCCAUUCAAAAAUGCCAUGGAGAAGUAUGGUCCUCUGCGGCCCCUGCCUCAGACUCCGAAUGAGGAGGACUUGAAAGAGGUCCUCUUGAAAGAGACUGGGAUUGAGCUGAUCGUGAUGGAUGAGAGUCCACUUGAGCAAAGACGCAAGCAGGUGCAUCGACCUACAAUGAAGAAAGUGCGUAAAUCUCUGGCCUUGGAUGUCAUGGACUGCAAAGAGACGGUCACCUCCAGGCAUCAGUCCAUUAAGUUUGGGCCCCAACCCUGUCCUAAGGCUGAGACGUCUCUCAACUCCUCAUCCUUUUGCAUGAAGAGGGAAUAUAAAGAGGAUAAUGUUCUGGAUCAGGGCUUCUGUUUAGGACCCAGGGAGAGUUGUGCAUAUUCCAACCCAGUGCCACCAACACCAAUGUCCCAGGCAUGGGAAGCAGUGGUAUGUGGACGGACUAAGGACCAACUUAUAAUGACAGAGAAAGCAAGAUGUUACCUCCGCUCACUAAAAUCCCACGCUCCCAACCGGGCCCUCAUCCUGUCCUGAGCCCUCCCUCACUACCAAGUUCUCACAUGCUAUCAGAGUUGGGGAAAUUCCUAUUUGUGUCUGGGAAGUUUCACUUAAACAACCCUCUAUGCCAGCAGCAUGCCACCCUGCAUCCCACUGCUGGCUUGUAUCUGAAGCUAAGUAGGGUUGGUCCCUGGAUGGGAGACCAGAUGCUGCUGGAAGUGGUGUUGGAUGGCCAGUAGGAGGCACCCUUUCCCAAUGCCCCAGGGCAGUGACUGGGGACGUUGCCCUGUGUAGGGUGCCGUCUUUCGGAUGGGACGUUAAACGGGUAUCCUGACUCUCGUGUCACAAAAGAUCCCAUGGCACUUAUCGUAAGAGUAGGGGUGUCCUGGCUAAAUUCCCAAUCUGGUCUUCAUACCAUCAUCCCCAGUUUACAAUUGACUCAUUCAUCCCCUCCACUGCAACAAUUCCCCAGGUUGUUGCUGUAAAUGAGAAUGUGUUCUCAGUCAAUUUACCUGGUAGAAUAAGGGUUAAAUAAAUAGUUGGAUUACAAGUGAGAAAAUGUUGUUGCAGAGUUUUGACGUUUCACCAGUGCCCUUUUACCUUUUCAAACAAAAGAUGACGUCAGUUUUUGACAACUACAACCUUAUCAAUAUGGAGAAUUUAGCUAGUUUGACGAUAUUGUCAAUGCUAAGCAAGCUAGCUGUUUAUUAUUAGCAACAUAGCUAGUUUAUCAAGAUUUGGUUGAAGAAUUGUUCUGACCAAAAAGUACAUGAUUGAAACAAAUUUGUAUUCCCGUCAUCACAACUAAGAAAUAGGAAGUUCUGACAAGCACGUGAAUGUGGCAUAACUCUGCUGUGCAGACAUUUUCAUUGUGUUAAACAUGUUUAAUGUAACUAUUCCAAAGAUUAUUGUGUUGGUAUUCUUUCAUAGCAAGGUUAUGUUUGUUAUAGGUUUCAAAAAGUUUUAGAAAAAAUGUUGAUGCCGUGCUAUGUUGAGCAAGCUCAACUGAACUGAAGUAGAGGAUACUUGUAAAUAUGGGAUUUUUUUUAUUGUAGGGCAACUUUAUGUUAUUUCAAGUUUUUCCCAAAUGUAAUGUUUGAAUCUACACACACCAUUUCCUAGUAAGUUUUACCACAGUCCAUCAACAAUUGAAUAAUUCACACUUGCAUCACGUUUGUCAUACUCAAAAGUAAUGUGAAGGUCUAUCAUAAUGUUUUCAACUUGAUAUCUCAAGUAUAGACAUCUGCACUGACAGCUAUCAGUAUUGAGUUUCGGUUGUAACUGUCUCAUGCAUUUGAUUACCUGAUCAAUCAAUAAUGGAUUGAAACAAGUUGACACAAGUGAACAGAGUUGUUGAGGUGUUGCUGAAAUGUUAGUUUCCUAUGAUCUAUUUUUACAUUAUGUAGUCUACUAGCCAAUCGAAGGUUUAUUGUAGGCUACUAUUUUAUUAGGAAUAUAAGAAUGUGAUAUGAAUAUGAAUCACUGUAGAAGAAUCAUCAUACACUCAGGUUGCCAUAUUCCCAUGUCCAAAGUUGUAUAGAUUUGAUAAGAUUAUGGUGCUUUGAAUUACAGAAUGUUUCUGCUGAAAACAGAUAAUUUUCUGCUUGCAGAUAACAAGAUGUAUGAGUAAAUCAUCUGACUAAUGUAAAAAAAAUAUAUAAUACAUUUUUAUGAACAAUUUGUAAAAUUGUCUGUGCAUUUAAACAAUGUGUGAUUGAACAAAUAAUAAAUCUAUGAUGCCAUUUUAGAA